Oryza sativa Japonica Group (Japanese rice) is the source of this 636-nucleotide messenger RNA. RefSeq lists its product as uncharacterized. The record is from RefSeq and is a predicted model, not a curated record. Lineage: Eukaryota; Viridiplantae; Streptophyta; Magnoliopsida; Poales; Poaceae.
CCCAGCCCACCGAUAAAAUACAAAAGCGAUUUCCAAGAGAGAGGAAAGAACGAAAGAAAAACAAUAAUAAAGAAAUAUAUAAAGCUGAAGCUCAAUCCAAUUCCAAACCCUAGCCUUCGUCUUCCUUCCUCCUCGAUUCGAUUCGAUUUGAUUCGUGAUGUCGCUCUGCCGCGCUGUGGUGAUGCAGUCGCGGGGGCUUCUUCUCCGCACCCGCCGUCGGACCUUCUCCACCACCGGCGCCACGGAUCAAGAGCAGGUCAGAAGGACCAACAUCGUCAGAGAAAUUGAUGAAUUGAAGGCGAAGGUGAAGAGGGAAAUGAUUGAAGAUGUCGAGAAGGUAAAAAGGGUGGAGAAUGAAGAUAGAAAUGUGCUCAGCCGGUUGUUGACUUUCUGCGGGAUGCCCAGGGGUGUAUUUCGAGAUAAUCUAGUGUUUGGAUGUAACGUAGUUGCGGUGUUUGUUGCAUCCGGUGUAGUUGGGGCAUGCAGUGCUGGCUGGAGAGAUGCGCGGCGUAAGCGUGCAAAGUUUGGUACUAAUGCUUGAAGUUUAAUUAGCUGUAAUGUUAGAUGGAGGAGGGCCUGUGUAACACCCUGAAAAUUCCUGAUAAUAAAAAUCACUAAAAUUUCGAACUUUUUAAA